Molecule: messenger RNA, 617 nt
Organism: Cimex lectularius (bed bug)
Lineage: Eukaryota; Metazoa; Arthropoda; Insecta; Hemiptera; Cimicidae
Exons: 7
Coding region: 69-533 (154 amino acids)
Molecular function (GO): odorant binding
Source: RefSeq, a predicted model, not a curated record
AGCUUCAGACACUUCUUCGACACCGUUCAACUUCAAACUUGAAAGUUCAAACAACCCGACGAAGCAAAAUGAACGCCAGGCUUGCUAUCCUCAUUUUGACAGCCGUCGUCGCUCAGGUUUUCUGUGCUUCGACUCACAAUCCGAACCACGAGGGCCAUUCUGAACAUUCGGUGAAAGAAAAAGUACUUGCUCUCUCGAAGAAAUGUGCUGCCGACAACAAAGUUUCUGCUGACCAAGCUAAGCUUGCUUUCACUCAAAAUUUGCCCAAAGACGAGCAUGAAAGGUGCUACCUUGAGUGUGUUUACACCGGAGUUGGAGUUGUUCACAGCGGUGCUUUUAGUCUUGAUGGAGCCAACAAACUAGUCGCAGCGAGGUUUACAAACCCCAAAGAAAAAGAAGCCGCUGGCCAACUUGUCUCUACAUGCGCCAAAGAAAUCACCCAGAAAGGUGGUGAGAAAUGUUCCCUUGGUCACACAGUCAGGGAAUGUUUUGUCAGACAUGGAAAACAGGUCGACUUUUUCCCAACUGCAUAGACAACACAAUCACGUUAUAUUUAAGUAAUCGCUGCACUUAAUUAGUUUAGUAAAUUAAAAUAUAUUAAUUUAUUGUCACAAAAA